UCUGCCUUUUUUUGAUACAUAGAUAUCUCCUUUGAGGCUGCCCCUUCUAAUUCCUCCCACCAGGAUACACGGUGUUGAAAAAUGUCGACGCUUUGGGUGCUGCUAAUCCUCAUGACCUCGUUGUCUUCAAUUUCUGCAAAACCACAACUUGGUGGACCAAGGUUUAAUGCUGAGAAGACCUACAAAUACAGUUAUACCAUGGAGAUACAGUUAGACAGAGGUAGAGGAAUGGACGAAGAGAGUGCCGGAUUUAAAAUUGCAUCCAGCAUCAACGUUGACUUGCUGUGGCGGAACUCAAGCAACGAAGGAGAUCAGCUUAUCAGAAUUACGAUAACUGAUGUCAACUUUGAAAAUGUGAGUGAACGAACGGAUGACAAAAACAUCUUUAAAGACUCUACAGGAGGAGGGAUUCUGGGAAAGAGCAAUCUGGCAGCUUUGAAGAGCCCAGUCCUCAUCCACUGGAUUAAUGGGAAGGUGAAGACCUUUUAUUCAUUUUCUAACGAACCGUUGAUAAUCCAGAACAUCAAGAGAGGCCUCACCAGCCUGUUCCAAGUACAGCUCACAACGACCAGUCAGACCGAGGUUGACAUCUCUGGGAAGUGCAAGGUGAAUUACCAGGCCCAUGACAACAAGGUGACCAAAGUGAAAUUAUUGGACAGUUGCAAAGGAGUUCAGAGAGGAUUCACCAGUCACAGCAAGGUAUUAGGAGUCAAUACAACAUCAACAUCAGCUAGCAUUUAUCUACUGGAGAAGAAUCUCAUUCGUUCUGUACUGUCUGAGGAACAUAUCCUGGUUUCACUCAAUCUACGGCAAGAAUUGGCAGCCAAAGUUUUAUCGACACAGAGGUUGGAGUUUCAGUUGACAAAGACGGGACCUAAACAAAUCCAAGCAGAACAAAUUAGCAGUGUUGUUAAUCAUGUGAAUCCGGAAUUUGUGUCCAUCCCUCUGACCUCAGCAGCUGUCAAAGCAACGUGCAAAGGUUGCCCUUCACUUAUUGACUAUUGGAAGACCAUACGGGAAGAACUGGAGCCUGAGAACCUUGCAAAAGCCUCUGCCACCAGGAGUUUCCUAUUGCUGGUUCAGGCUUUGAGAAAAGCCAAGAAGGAAGAUAUCCUGAAAGUCCUGAGAAGUGAGAAUGACAGCACACUUCCACAGCUAGUUGAUGCUGUGACCUCAGCUCAGACCACAGCUUCAUUGGCAGCGAUGUUGGAGUUCUUAGAUUUCGGAAAUGACAGUAGCACCAUCUUACAGGAAAGGUUUCUGUAUGCUUGUGGCUUUGCUUCUCACCCCACUGAGGAAUUAUUGAAAGCGGUAAUGGAUAAACUUAAUGGAAAUAUCAGGAGCAAUGAUAUCCGAGAAACAAUUGUGAUUAUCAUCGGGGCGCUCAUCAGGAAAUUCUGCCAGAAAGGACAGUGUGAACUGCCGACUGUGAUCAAAGCGAAAAAAAUGAUCCUUGAUGGUGCAGAAUCAGCAAAAAAGGAAUCUGAAAUUGAGAUGUACAUCUUAUCUUUGAAGAAUUCUCUUCUCCCUGAUGCUAUUCCUAUUUUACUGAAGCACGCAGAGUUUGGAACUGGACCCAUCAGCAAUAUUGCUGUAUCAACUAUCCAGAAAUAUGAACGAGCAUACAUCACAAAGGAGGUAAAAAAGACAAUGAACAGGAUCUACCAUCAGAACCAAAGGAUCCAUGAGAAGACGGUGCGGACAUCUGCUGCUGACAUUAUCUUUAACAACAACCCAUCGUACAUGGAUGUUAAAAACAUUCUGCUCUCCAUUGGUGAGCUACCAGCUGAAAUGAGCAAAUACCUGCUCUCAAAGAUUCAGGAUAUUCUACGGUUUAAACUUCCUGGCAGUGAAAUGAUACGGAAGGUUCUAAAGGAUACUGUUGUCCACAACUAUGACCGUUUCUCCAAGAUUGGCUCCUCAUCAGCCUACUCAGGAUACAUGAAACAGGGGACUGAUUCAUCAUCUACCUACAGUCUGGACAUCCUGUACUCGGGAUCUGGCAUCCUUAGGAAAAGCAACAUGAACAUUUUUAUCUUCAGCCAGGAGACAGAGCUGCAAGCUACCCAGGUUGUGAUUGAAGCCCAGGGUUUAGAGUCUCUUAUAGCUGCAAAGGCCGAUGAAGGUGAGGGCGACCUUGAGUCACUGGCUGGAAUGUCUGCGGUACUGUUUGAUGUCCAGCUUAAGCCAGUCACCUUCUUCCGAGGUUACAGCGACUUAAUGGCUAAGAUGUUCACAGCAACUGGAGAGCCAAUGAAUGUGGUCAAAGGCCUUAUUCUGCUUGUUGAUCAUGUCCAGAACUUCCAGCUGCAGUCUGGACUGAAAGCAACAGUGGAAUUCCAAGGAGGAUUGGCCAUUGAUAUCUCUGGUGGGAUGGAUUUCAGCCUGUGGUACCAGGAAUCUAAAACCACUGUCACCAACAGGGGUGCAGUGGUUGUUGUUGGUAACAUCACGGUGGAUUCUUUGUUCAUUAAGAGUGGCGUCGAGGUGAGUGUGGAAACUGAGGCAGUACUCGAUUUCAUCUCGACUGUGAAGUUCUCUGAAUACCCAUUCCUGGUCUGUAUGCAGAUGGUCAAAGACGGGUUUCCAUUCCGGCAAUAUGUGACCAAAUAUGAAAGCUUGCCAUCAGGAAAAUCGUAUGUUUCUCGGAAAGGAAGGGAAAUGCUGAUGGCUGGGUCGGAAUUCCCUCUCCACCAGGAGAACUCUAUCAUGUGCAAGAAGCUGUUUGCGAAGGAUUCGGACUCAGCGGAGUGGUUCUGA
Molecule: messenger RNA, 2760 nt
Organism: Rhincodon typus (whale shark)
Lineage: Eukaryota; Metazoa; Chordata; Chondrichthyes; Orectolobiformes; Rhincodontidae
Gene: mttp
Product: microsomal triglyceride transfer protein
Exons: 18
Coding region: 82-2760 (892 amino acids)
Biological process (GO): cholesterol homeostasis; lipid transport; lipoprotein metabolic process
Cellular component (GO): Golgi apparatus; basolateral plasma membrane; endoplasmic reticulum
Molecular function (GO): lipid binding
Source: RefSeq, a predicted model, not a curated record